AGGUGGAAUGAGGAGGUAAAGCAUUUCACUGGGAAGUUGCUUCCAAAGGAAGGAGGAUCGUGUGCUUACCGUCUAAGGGACGUCGGGAUACAUAAAUCAUAAGGCUACAUACAUUUAUAAUUAACUCAGUAUCGGGUAUGAAAUUUUAUUCACAAGGUUCCCGCUCGUAUAUUGCUGGACUGCCAUCAAAAUCGAAACAUAGUGAAGAGAUGAACAGACUUGAGAUUUUUGAAUUAAAGCUACAUCGUAGCUUAAUUGAAUGAAAAGCUUCUGUUAAAGGCAAUAAUAACCUUUCAAAGGGUAUACAAAGUUGCCUAGCAACGGUUUUAAGGAGGAAGACACAACAAAAGUGGAAAUUUCAUUCUUAAAAUGUUGAAAUCUCUGGGACAGACCGAUGGCCAGCAGCCACAGCUGCAGCUUCUUUGGGAGGACAAGGAUGUCAAGUUUGAUACGCCUCAUCUGCACACUCGACUACGCACCGGAGAGAAGGUGCUGGACUACAUCUAUCACAUUGAGGACAGCAAGGGAAAUCCCGGGGACACGGGCCGCCUAAUGGUCACCAAUCUUCGAGUGAUUUGGCAUUCCUUGGUUCACAAAAAGUACAAUUUAUCCAUUGGGUUUGCUAGGUUUGGAAACACCAAUACCCGCAUUGUGCACAUGCACUCCAAGGGCAGGAUGCCCAGUCAGGCAUUGUACAUUCUGGCCAUCAGCAAUGAGACGCGUUUCGAGUUCCUCUUCACGGAUGUGUCCGGGGAGACGGCGCGCCGUGAACAGCCCAUCUUUGCCAGCGUCUUUGAUGUGUAUCAAUUAUAUCAACGCACGUAUCUCUAUCGCGACCUAAAGCUGCGAGGAGCCAUCGUACUCUCUGGACAACUGAUUAUCCUGCCCGAUGAGCAGGUCUAUAGCCAGGUACAGGGCGUCUGGAAUCUAUCCAGCGAUCAGGGAAAUCUGGGCAGCUUUGUUGUCUCCAACAUACGUCUUGUGUGGUUCGCUGAUGCCAAUGAGACCUUUAACAUCAGCCUGCCCUAUCUUCAGAUUGAAAGCCUACGUGUCCGAGAGUCGAAGUAUGGUCCUGCAUUGGUCAUCCAAACGGCCGAGACUGGAGGCGGCUAUGUACUCGGCUUCCGCAUCGAUCCCGCCGACCGGCUGAACGAACUCUUCAAGGAGCUCUGUUCGCUGCACACCGUCUACAUAGAGCAGCCGAACUUUGGGAUCCACUACGAUGCCCAGGAUGCACGCCAGCGAUUGGCGGAUGCCGCCGAGGAGGCGGCCCAGGCCACGCAAUUCAAGAUCGAGAAUUUCGAGGAGCUGGACGAGCGGCAAGAGCGCGAAAUCAAUACCAAACUGAAUAGCUAUCUGGCGGAGGGUUGUGUGUCGAACAGCAAUACGGAUCAGUCGGACAGGGAGCCGGUGUAUUGCAAGGAGCUGGGCUUUGCCAUGGAGCGCAUACGGGAGGGAUACAAGCUGCAGGAUCUGUGGAAUGUCAUGCCCACCAAAAUGGAGACUUUCGAGGAGUGAUCUGGAAGAGAGAUCAAAAGAAAUAUAGACAGAAAAGUCAUUUGAAAGAAUGGCAGGUAAUAUUUACAUAAAUAGAAGUAUAUUAUUGAAAACAAACAAGAUUUCUCUUAAGUUAAUAAAGUAUAGAUUAGAUUGAAAUAUACAUUGGAAAGCAAAGAUUUAA
Molecule: messenger RNA, 1681 nt
Organism: Drosophila persimilis
Lineage: Eukaryota; Metazoa; Arthropoda; Insecta; Diptera; Drosophilidae
Gene: BBS5
Product: Bardet-Biedl syndrome 5 protein homolog
Exons: 6
Coding region: 370-1518 (382 amino acids)
Biological process (GO): cilium assembly; intracellular transport
Cellular component (GO): ciliary basal body; BBSome
Molecular function (GO): phosphatidylinositol-3-phosphate binding
Source: RefSeq, a predicted model, not a curated record